GUGUGUCUGUGUCUCUGUGUGUGUGUGUGUGUCUGUUUGUCAGUGUGUGUCUCUGUGUGUGUGUCUACCGGCCUGUCUCCACGCGUGUCUUCAAGAAGUGUCUCAUCAUUUCGGGGAGGAGAGAAGAGGACGAGAGAAGAGCGCUCACGACAAUGGCUCUGCCCCUCCACCUGUGGCAGCAAGGCGAGUGAGUGGAUCAACAGGUGACAUGUUCUCUGACUCACCGCGCAGGGACGAGGGGGCCGUGCUGGUGGUGGGGGAGGGGCUACUGGACGACGAUGACAAAGACAGAGCCAAGAGGGCGUCGCGUAACAAGUCUGAGAAGAAGCGUCGCGACCAGUUCAACCAGCUGAUCAAAGAGCUGAGCUCCAUGCUGCCCAGCGCUGGUGGACUGUUGCACGCUACCCAGCAGCGAAAGAUGGACAAGUCCACCGUGCUGCAGUCCACCAUUGACUUCCUGCACAAGCACAAGGAAACGUCAGCGCAGACAGACGCUGGCGAGCUCCACCCAGGAUGGAAGCCGUCAUACCUCAGUGAUGCCGAGUUCACUCAGCUCAUGUUGGAGGCGAUGGACGGGUUCCUGAUGGCCGUGACGACGGACGGCAACGUGGUGUACGUGUCGGAGAGCGUCACUCCACUGCUACAGCAGCUGCCUUCUGACCUGGUCGACCAGAAUCUGCUGAACUUUCUGCCUGACCGUGAGCACGCGGAAGUGUACCGCCGUCUCUCCUCCCACGUGCUCCACCUCGUCACCACCACCGCCUCGUCCACCACCACCGCCACCACCGCCUCGUCCACCACCGCCUCCUCGUCCUCCUCGCACUACCUCGAGGAAAGGAACCAGCUGGAGUUUUGCUGCCACUUGCUCCGUGGUUGUCUGGACCAGCGCUCCUCACCCACUUACGAGCACGUCACCUUCACGGGAAACUUCCGCUCCUACGACAACGGUGAUCUCUCUCUCUCUCUCUGUCUCUCUGUGUCUCUCUCUUGUCUCUGUGUGUCUCUCUGUGUCUGUGUGUGUCUCUGUGUCUAUCUGUGUCUCUCUCUUGUCUCUGUGUGUCUCUCUGUGUCUAUCUUACGAGCACGUCACCUUCACGGGAAACUUCCGCUCCUACGACAACGGUGAUCUCUCUCUCUCUCUGUCUGUCUGUGUCUCUCUCUUGUCUCUGUGUGUCUCUGUGUGUCUCUGUGUCUCUCUGUGUCUCUCUGUGUCUAUCUUACGAGCACGUCACCUUC
Messenger RNA from Petromyzon marinus (sea lamprey), 1236 nucleotides. The record is from RefSeq and is a predicted model, not a curated record. Lineage: Eukaryota; Metazoa; Chordata; Hyperoartia; Petromyzontiformes; Petromyzontidae.